AUGAACUGCAGUAGUACGAAGCAGCAAUGGCUUGCCGUCUUCGUCUACGUCGGGCUCGUCCUUGUAGCCGGUCGCGAGCACAAAGCUCCAAAAAAUAAGGAACAAAGUACGACAGUAGCGAGCCGUAACUCGCCUCGAUUCACGCCUCGAAGCGCAACGACAAGAACCACCACCGAAGCCUCGUCGCAGCAGGAUGCGACGACCAUCAAGAAUAGCCGUCAACGGGCCUCGAGCUUCAACCGCAAGACCACCCAGCUGAGCCGUACCAAUAAACCAGCGAGCACCACCGGCGCACCGCAGCUCGACAAAGACUCCUCGAGAGCCAAUAACAAUAAUAACGAGGCCGCCGUCGCAUCCACGUCGAGGCCGACGCCGCGCAAGGCCCUCUAUCAUCAGCCGUCGAGGCUCGUCUCACGCAACAGGCUGAUACCGAAACUGCGCCUACCCGAGACUGAAAAGGCGGCCGCCAACGCUACCGCCGCGGAGUCCGACGAGUCGGGCCACGACGCCGGCAAGAAGUCUUACUCGCCGGAUGACUCGAGCGACGAUCACGCGGCCAAGGCUCAAGCCGACGAGCCGUACGAGGGCGACGCCGCCGCAAAAGUUCCUGAUGUUCAGCGAGUGGGUGGUCGCGCGAGCGCCGGUAGAUCCGCCGCUACCAACGACGACAAACAAAAAUCGGACGCGGAGGCGGCGGCUCCGUUGGCCGAGAACCAGCGCGCCAGAACCGGCCGCAAGAUUCAACAGCACGUACAGAUCAGACCCAGACCGUUGAAGGGUGGAUCCGCUCUGAAACUCGCCAGGGAGAAGCAGCAACAGCAACAGCAACAGCAGCAGCAGCAACAAAACGAGGACUCGGAAAUGGAAUCGACCGUAGAAGUGAUGGUGACCGAGCGCAUCACCGACGCCACUCUGAAGCAAGACAUAUCGGCCUCCGGAUCGGAGAAGUUUCACGUGAACGCUGCCAUCGACGCAACGGUGGAAGCCAAGAAGCCAACGACCGCGUCCAACGCCACGGAUACCCCGCUGCCUAGCGAGGGCUCGAAAAAUAGACUGAUGACCUACAAGAUACGCGGCAACCGAUCGACCACGACGAGAAAGCCAGCGAGCACCACCGAGGCAGCCCCGAGCGAUGCUGCUUCCGCCGCCAACCCCGCACCGACUCGUGGACCGUUGCGAAGAGGCGGCAUCACCAGAGGUUCCUCGCCCACCGUGGCCGCCAUUCAGUCCCACGCCAAUCGCAUCCGCCAGCGUCACAACGAGAGGAAACCCCCGUCGACCACGACCACCACCGAGGCCAACAAAGACGGCGCGACGACCCCGGCUCCAACCCCGAGGAGACGUACCUACUUCCCCAAGCCGCCGCAGAGGACGCACCCGGUAGAGCAUCCCCACAAACAACAACAACCGAUCGAGAACGGCCCGGCGAGUGCAGCCGCCACCAAGAAGAUAGCGGCUCACCCGGUCGACGCCAGAAAGCCCAACAGGCCAAGGAGUCGCUACCGCGCCGAGUUGUCGACCAGCACCGAGGCUGCCGCGACCACCACCAGCACCACCGCCGCCAGUCCUUCCACCACGGCGGCUACUACGACUUCGACGACCACUACCACCACUACGACUCCGGCUCCGUCGACGACCCUAGCGCCGACCGCAGCGCCAGCCCCGGCGAUUCUGAGCUCGGAGCCGACCUACGAGGGCUCGUUCUCUCCCUCGAGCGCGAUACCGUCGAAUUUUGGAAUCUCGACGCCUCUGCACGAGGCCAAUUUGCCGGCGACUACGUUUCAGCCGGCCAUCAGGUGGUCCAGCACUUCGACCGAAGCGACCUCGGUGAACGAGAAUCCCAUCGAAAUUGGCAAACGCAACGACGAGGUUAACGAAAAAGUAGAGGAUACCGUCGGAGACAAGCGCAAAGCUACCAAGGAGGAUUUUUUUAACCAUGGGUUGGGGUUUCGCGGAAGAACGCCGGCAGAACCCUCGACGAAUGAAACUCCAAUCGCUAUAGUCAGCUCAUCGACAUCGGCGCCCACGCUUCAAGCGGACAACGCCCCGCGCGGAAAUCUAGGAUGGAAUCUGAGACGUCGCCCGGGACAUUUGAGCGACGACUCGAAAGCGGAUGCCGCUCCCGAGCAAGCUUCCGGCGAUCAAACCAGGGAAAUCACGUCCGUGACCAGCAGUACUUCCAAAGUGGGACGACGAGGAAACAAAGUUCAUACGAAGGCCCCGGGAUCGGGAUCGAAAGACGACGAAACCGAGGGAGAUAACUAUCCUCCGGAAUUUAAAGCGAGAUUGGCUGAAUUGCAAAAGAGUGGCCCCCAAUCGAGAACCCCGUUAGAGGAACCACGAUUGCAUACCAGCUCGAAUGUUAUCGAUACAACGAGCGCAGACCUCGCACCCGCCUCGUCAGAUAGUGCGUACCAAGUGGUAGAAACGACUUACCAAACUCCUAAUUACCCAACUGUCUCAUUGUCAAAUUCGAGCCCCCUGGAUGUGCAGCAAGACAAGACGUCGUCUGCCGAGCUUUUCGCAGCUAGAUCGAGAAUGAAAUUGGAAAAAGCGCGUAAAUUGGUCAAGCCCGAGCUGGUGGUUUUCGACGAUCAGGGCGCUGCGUCGCGUCAGCCCGUGGCGGCCAGCUUGAUCCUGGAAUCAUUCGCGGACGAUCAGAACGCCGGCGAUUCCGAGGGCAACGAGGAUCAAAAGAUCGUCAAAGUCGCGAGAAAAGUUAACGCGCUCGACGAGAAGGCCGAAUCGGUGUCGCAGCAACAACAGCAGCAGCGCAAUCGCACCAAGUCCGGCGACUGGAAGCCCUCGAAGCUGCGAAAGAACUUUAAGGAAAACCAAACGAGAAUUUCCAGAUAUAAACAGGCAAGUCCCUACGUUCCUAAGAUAAAAGUGCCAUCGCCGGUUAGCGCGGAAAAAAAUAGCCCGGAGGAGAAUAGCGUCGAGGACGAUUUCACCAAGUCGGCCAGAGUGGCCAGAUACGAGGAGAUCAAGCACAAGUACGUGACGAAGCCGAGAGGCAGCAACAAGAGUCGGGGCCCCAAAGCUUCGCCCGACGACGCUGUACAAGACAUGAUGACGACGACGACGACGACCGAAAAACCGCGAAAAUCGUCGUCCUUCACGCCGCGUAAAAACGACAAAAAUCACGUGGAGGACAUCAAGGCCGUCGCGCUCAAGCUGCGCAAGAGCUUGGAGAGCCAGGAGAAGCAGCAGACGCCAAAACCGCCGAGGAAGAGCGAGCUGGAGGGCGGCUCGACGACCCUGCUGACGACCAUGCGCACCGUCAAGUCCUUCUCCUUCUCGACGCGUCUGGUCAAGGACGAGGGCGAGUCCGUGAGCUCGUCCACGGAGAAGAUGCUCGACGCCGAGGACGCGUCGUCCUUGUCCUCGGUCUCCACCUCCUCGUCGGUGGUUACCGAGAUCGUGACCCCGCGAUCGCCGACUUCGACGACGACGCCGUCGUCGACCACUGACUCGUUGAACGAGAUCGACGACGCCUCGAACGCGGUGAUCGCGAGCAGCGACGAUAACAAGAGCGACGACAAUGACAUCUGGUCGAAAGCUCGACUGGAGUACCGAGCGAUGCUGACCAACGACACGGGCUCGCCGGUAUUCGUCGUUUAUCCAUCGGCAACGGAGAAACCGUUGCUGGCCGUGACGCCCAAGACGACGACGACGACGUACCGACCAAGCGCAGAAAUGCAACCGCAGUCGGCAACGCAGGAGCCCCACCGAGCCGCCGAUCAGCCGAUGCAGAAAUCGGCCGGCGAUACACCGACCACCAACAUCUACAAUCCGACCAAGGCCGCGGCGAGCCUCGGCACCGACAAGGAGCGAGUCCUCGAGCAGCUGCGCAGUACGGUGGCGCCGCUCCUGGCCGCGAUCGCCACUACUACCACCGACGAGCCGAAAUUGCCCAACUACAGCGGCUCCUACAGAAAUACCAAUAGCGUCAACGCCACUCCGAAGGCCGCCACCUCGAGCGGGACUCCGCGCAAAUUCAGCGCGAGGUACAGAGGUGCGGAAUUUUUCGAGAAAAAAUCCACCCAAUCAUUGAAUGCCAUAACCGAGAACAACGAUCCGGCACCGAAUAUUGAUUUCGACGAAUUCAGUUAUCGAACGCUGCAACCCGCAUUUAGUCGGGAUACGAUCGAGAGCACGACUCGCGAUAUUUUUGACGCUUCGAACGACGUCAAGGAUAUCGCGGAAAUAGUCACGCUACCACCGCCGACGAUGACGCUCGGUGGCAACGCAGAAGAAGACGACGCCGUCACUACCGUGCAAACGUUUGCUUUUGAUUACAAGCGCGAGCAGUCGACGGCCGAUUCCACCGAUUCCGUUACCGAUUUUAUGCCAUCCAGUACGGAAUCGAAUGCCGAUUUAUCGGUGACGAUCGGUAAUAGUGCGAUAACUACCGGCAAAUCGGCAGAUUUCAAAGUAAUUGAAAUCAUAUCGAAACCUCCGACAUCGAUUAGUAUGAAAACAGAGAAUACGAGCGAUGAGCCAAUGACAACGACACUGUCCGCAGAUAGCAUUGAAAUGAACACAGCUAAAUCGGAUGAAGCUAUCGAAAUUAAUUUGACAAAAUCCCAAGACAGUGAUAAUCAAAAUGAAUCGGAAGAUUCUAGUACUGUAGUCUCAGAAGUAAGUAAUUCAUUAUUUAAUAAAUAUCUAACCGACAGUAGUGAUGAAUCAAAACAAUCGACUCUCAUGGAGAUCCAGUUAGGCCAACGACCCACAAAAGCAUCCAAAUUAAAUCUAGCGACCGAAAUAAAUCCAACUGUAGAAAGUACAAACAAAAAAUUAGAAGUGGUAGCCAUGUUAGAUAUAAAAACAGAAGAAGUUGACGCAAAAGAUGAUAAUGAGCAGAAUUUCAAACAUAAAGCGUCGAAAAAAGUUACAUCGAUAGUACCUGCAGUGAAGUUCGUUUCGGUUCACGAAAUGGACGAAUCAGAUUUAUCGACAUCUAGAGAAAUGUCAGUCUACGAAGAAUAUAGCAAAUAUUCUAACAUUAAUGUUUCAAAAGCACCGAGUAACGACAGUAAUUCAAUCAAUCCGCACGAUGUUUCUAAAACAUUGGAUUUUGAAAUACACGUCUACAACUCGAUGAAUUCAUCAAUGUCCACAGGUACUAGACAAUUUUUUAUGACAAAAAUUCUCUCAAAUAACAAGGACAUGGAAUCUAUUGUUAAAAAACUAUCAGUAUUCAGCACCGACACUACGCUUCUUCUUCCAAUCGCCCAAAGGACGGCAAAUCUCAGCAAAAAGCCCUAUCAAUUAACGAUGAAAACAAAGUCAAUGAAAAAUUACCCCUUAUCAUCCGAAUACUCCUCAAUUAUCACUAACCUCCUGAAACCGAUUUAUGAUUCUCCAAAUUCAAUAGCUCCGUUCGAGACGACGACGACGAUCCUGGCCAACGCCUCGACAAUCAUAAAAUCUACUACGAAGGAUCAUCGACAAGUCGCUACUACUACAAACUAUCCCAAACUAACGAUGCCAGCGAAUAAAAUCGUCGACGAACGUCGAAAUUUGGAAAUAACGAACAGUAUUAAUCGGAGAGCGAGCUCGAGCACCAGCACCGUAGCUCCCGUCAGAGAUUAUUUGAUUUACGGAAUACUUCCCAACAAAACGAUCGUCAGAAAACGCCCAGAAGAUAACCUCAUUGAUUCAAGGAACGUCGAUAGUCCGUACGUGAUCUUUGGAAUCUUUCCCGAUGGAAAGCUCGUGCGCAAAUUUCCCAACGGCACGAUAAUACCGGAUCCGCCCAGCAAUCCUGUCGAGGUCGUUUUUUCCUUGACCACGAGCACGACGACCGACAGGCCCAGACUUCCCUUUGAUCAGGUUAAUGAACCAGGCAUUUUUACUCAGAGCAAUAAUUACCUUGAGACUCGUCGUAGUCCUAUUGACAACGUGAAUACCCAGAAAGCUCGCAUCUACACCCUUAACGAACUAGAAAAUUUAAACUCUUUUCAAGGAUAUUUCAGUGGCAAUCGGCCGUUUGAUAGGUUCACGAGUGAAUCUGGAAGAUUGGUGACAACGAUCCCAAAUUUUGAAAAUAAUUCUAGUCAUAAAAAUCGAUCCAGUAACUCUAUUUCUCAAGAAGACAAAAAACUCGCACGGCCUGAUAUUUUGAUAGGACAGGAUAAAUUUGUCAAUUACUGGACGACGGAACAAACUAGCAGUAAGAGUUCUUCUUCCAGUGUACCUGCUACUUCUACCACAGCUGUAUCAAACGAAGUGACUCCAAGGUCAAACAAAGUUUCGGACACGAUAGCAGAUACUAUAAACUCCUUGAUAAGAAUGUCAUCUAAAGCAACGACUACGUCAACGAUUGCUCCGAUUACGACGACAGAAAAACUAGCACGUACUUCGUCGACUCGCGAAACUACGAUCGAGCCACCAGUCACUACGACCCCUGCGCCUAUGUACAUUCGCACCAGAGCCACUACUACCCCACCGAGCACAACGACUGCACGCGCCACUACUACUACUACGUCGACGGAACCACCAACCAAGGUUCCCUCUUUGUCGAGUUCGGCACCUUUUUCCACGACCGCCAGCCCGAUCACGGCUAAUCCAAAUGCCUUCGGCUCGACUUUCGACGAUUUGGCUUUCCUCAAUGCAUUGCUGGAGAAGCCGAGCCAAGGAGGUGAGGUCGAGACCACACCCAAGACGCUCACAGAAGUGGAGCAGCAGCUCGCUAAUAAGAUCUUAGCCCUGGCUCUGGGUCGAUCGGUAUCCGAGAUCUCGACGCGCACGCCCAAAGUCAUCAAGCAGCUCGACGGGGCCAAUUCCAUUGGCGGCGGCAAGCAGACCACCGCCGGAUCGUCGGCCGAGCCGAUCGUCAUCGAUCUGUCGACCUCGUCGUCGACCUCGACGACCACAACUCAGCGUCCCACCACUACGCCCUACACCUGGAAACCCGUCCGAGCUUACUCGAGUUACGACGCUUACACGACUACGACGACGACCACUACCACCACUACGACUACUACCACGACUACGCCUAGACCUCAGAGGCGCAGGCCGACGACGACGACGACGAGCACGACAACGGCUGCACCCGUUUUGAUAACCGCCAAGCCAGUGAACAGGAGGCCGAAGACCACGACGCAAGCUCCACCGCCGCCGCAACAACCUGCUGGGCCUUUUGGUUUCGCCGGCAACAUCUUGAGAAAUCUCUUCGGCUGGCGCAAUCCGUUCCAGCAAGUUCAAGCUCAGACUCAGAGGCCCACCGUCGCCGCCAGGAGGCCGUCGACGACGGCUCGACGAGUCACCACUAGCACCACCACGACCGAGUCUUAUCCCGAAGCGGAUCAGCUCGAGUCGAGUCACACGCCGAGAUCCGUGCGCUUGUCCAACUCGGCGACGCCGCGAAGUAAACUGUCCUCGACGACUUUUUCACCCGAGGACGAUGCCAAAUUUUUGGAAGCUCUACUGAAGGCUACGAGAGAGACCAACAGCGAUGGUACGAAAAAAUUGAAUCUGAGCAAAGACGACGAGGCAUUGUUGAACGCGAUACUGGUGAGUCAGAUGAAAUUGCCCGCUGGAGGUGGUAACGAUCAAAAAGAUGCCGCCGCCUUGGCGGACUAUUUGAAAAUCCAAGGGGUACAACCGUCGACGCCGGACACUUUGGCCAACUUGAUCAAGGAGGCGCCGACGAGACGGCCGACGCAGCGAAGAACAACGACGACGACGACGACGGAGGAGCCCAGAUCGACCUAUCCCAGGCCGUUCUUCAACAAUUUCGGUCCGUUCGCCGCCAGUGCCGGCUUCGGCUCGGCCAACAACAACAACAACGGCGGCGACGGCAACGCCGCUGACGACGCGAGAGGCGCGAUUCGCAACCAAGUCGUCAGCGCCGCUAUUGGCAUGACUCGAGCGGUCGGCCAGCUUUUCGGUGCUGUUAUCAGGGGUGCUGCUCACUCCAUUCGGACAUUCGUCAACGGAAGCGGCGGUCAGCGGGACAAUAUCUAG
Molecule: messenger RNA, 7977 nt
Organism: Trichogramma pretiosum
Lineage: Eukaryota; Metazoa; Arthropoda; Insecta; Hymenoptera; Trichogrammatidae
Product: mucin-5AC-like
Exons: 19
Coding region: 1-7977 (2658 amino acids)
Source: RefSeq, a predicted model, not a curated record